AUGUCGGAAGCCGAUAUAUCUAAUUUAGGACAGACGAAAGUGGAAACCCCACAUUCAAAAGAAGGCUGCUUUCCUCCCUUAGCCAGUUUCAUUUUCCCAGACUUUAGAGCAUUAUUUGAUAUAGGGUUUGAUUUUUAUUCUAAUUUAAGCUAUAAAGAGGUAGAGAUUAACGGAUUUGAGAUUUAUAUUGUUGAACAAUGGGCAGCACAGAGGAAAAUAUCAACCUUGAUUACAUCAUAUACAGGCAAUAUGCAGGAUACCAUUUCCGCAGUUGAGGUUGCUCUUCCGGAAGAUCCUGAGGAAUGGCCAAGUUGCUUGAAGAAAUACCAUGAAGAAUUAUUGAAGUUUUCUAGGCCUAAAAAAACUGUCAAAGGGACGUUGUUCAUCACAAAUCUUUCUUCUUUUAAAUCUACACUCAAUUUACUGCACGUAGAGUGUGGCAAUCUAAAGAAAAUCUGGAAGAAUUUUAAAACGAACUACGACUUGAAGAGCUUGCGUUGUGGUGGGCGUUCUGCUCAAUUAUUGAAAAAAACACCCAGUGCUUCAAUAGCAAAGUUUGCACAGCUGUACAAAUUCCCGAACUCAGCGUUUGCUCAUGAAAUUACCUCGGAUUUCCAACAAGGAAUCCUUCAAAACGAGAGCGAUGCUAUAAAUGACAUAGACAAUACUGCUAUUAACUACUGUCCAGUGGUGGAAUUAACCACUUUGGUACAAAUAUCACUCAGCUAUUUUGCUUUGUUUGAAUACAAGAAGGAAAGGGAUGGCCUAUUAUGUAAUGGAACGAAGCAAUCUCUAGAAAAAUGGUGGGAAAUAUAUGGCACGCGAUUUCUUGGCACCGAAAAACCAAAAAACGAGACAAUUCUUGGUCCAACUACAGUUGCGUCAUUACUUAGUCUUGUGUUGACUUGCUACUUCAAGUUGAUGGUAGAAGAUUGCAUGUCAGCGAAAGAUCCAUUCGAUGAAGAGGAGUUUUAUUCUGGUCUAUAUGCGUUUCAAAAGAAGUACGGGCUAUCUAAGAACCAUAGGCAGACCUUUCUGGACGAACAAACGGUCGACAAGCUAUUUGAAGUCUCUUCCAAGACCUCAAACAAAGAUAUUUUCAAAUUUAAAAGGGUCGUAAAGUCAACAGUGCAAGAUAUGACUGGGAAAGGUAAUUUUAUGCAUCUAUCUAAUGAGAUUUUAACAACUGAUUUAGACACCUUAGUAAAGAAUAUACAUAGUGGAUCCCUUGGUAUGUUGUGGAAGGGGAAAAGCGCGUCCAGAAAAGAAGCAUGUAUGGCUUGGGAAAGAAGGACAUUUUUGAGUUUUAAAUUUGAACGUGGUGACCCAGCUUUGCAAUUGGACAAUAAAGAGUUAUUCUAUGGUAAAAAUGUGCCUAACGAAUCAUUAGCACCAGCUAAUAAGGAGAAUACCAAAAUACCAUCAAGUAAGAAGAAAAGCAUAUAUGCCGUUACAAAUGCUACAGCAUCAUCGCUGUCUGUCUCAUCCAUGUUCUGUAAUUAUGAUGAAACCCGUUAUGCAAGCACUCAAAAUCUCAAUAGGGCUUACAGAAAGGAGUAUUUUAGGCGAAAUUCAAUCCCAUUUUGUAAUGAUGAUAUACAUGAUACUAAAAAAGUUUCAACGGAUCUUAACGAAGCAGAGGAAUUGUAUCGCUGUAACUCCUAUUCUGGCGUACAAAAUGCGAUAGAGGCAUGGAGCCUGCCAUUUGAUUCAUCUGUCAUCAAACUGGCACGAGAUUUGCUCAAGAUACAAAGUCUAUUGUCCGUUCAACGUCAGCUUGAUGAAAUACGUGAUGGAUAUUUAGGAAAAAAUUCACAGCGGUCCUACCAGAACGACUUGAGGUUCAAAAAAGGCUUGAAUAAGUUGCAAGACAUAUGCGAGAGAUGUAAGAGAGGUUCUAACGAAUUUCAGUGGGAAUACAGUAACAUGCAAAACAAGCAGCAGAUUUUAGAGAGUGAGAAAAAAGGUAUGACAUCGCUUUCCUCGAAAUUAAGAUAUAAUGUUCGUAUCCUAGAUAGACGUGUAAGAGAUGUUGAGACCAGUGUAGACCAUUUUGAUCGCAAGUUAGAAGAUGUUCGGAAAAAACUUCUGGAGCAAAAUAACAGUAAAGAGAUAUCGAUGGUAUUGGAAAGUCCUUAUGGCAAAGCUGAAUUUGACAAUUUCAUGGAUUCUAUGGUGCAAUCUGAACAAACUAAUUAUGAGGGAUUCUGCUUCAAAAUUCUGGAUAAGAAGAGCCUUCGAAAGCUUAAAAAGCAACUUUGGAAAUGGAGCACUUGGAUGUUUGAUACCUUCUUGUAUAAAAAUAGACCGAACAAGGAAAAAGAAAUGCUAUAA
This is a messenger RNA of Saccharomyces kudriavzevii IFO 1802, 2334 nucleotides long. RefSeq names its product Stb6p (gene STB6). Gene Ontology annotation, cellular component: Sin3-type complex. Lineage: Eukaryota; Fungi; Ascomycota; Saccharomycetes; Saccharomycetales; Saccharomycetaceae. The transcript has a single exon. The record is from RefSeq and is a predicted model, not a curated record. Bases 1 to 2334 code for a protein of 777 amino acids.